AUGUUCGUUACUAAAACCUCCAAACGAUUUGCGUCUAAAUCCAUCGUGGAUUGCUCGAUUCUUAGUACUAAUGCUUUGAUAAACGGAAAAUGGAAGCAUGGAGAAGGAUACACCGUUGAAAACCCAUCAACGCUGGAAGAAGUAUGCAAAGUCACUGAUUGCGGAGUCAAAUAUUAUCACAAUUCAAUCAAAGCUGCUGCAAUAGCCUUCAAGGACUAUAGACAUUCCUCAGCUGCCGAAAGAUCCCAAGUUCUGUUCGACAUAUAUGAUUUGAUCCAAGAACACAGCAUGGACCUCGCUCGACUAAUAACCUUAGAAAGUGGUAAGGCGUUUGUGAGCUCUCUCAUCGAAGUAGCAACCGCUGCUAAUUGUUUUCAAUUGUUUGCUAAAGCGGCUUCACGGCCAUCUGCAUCUUCAGCGUUGGAAACUUCUCCUUAUCCUCGAUUAACACUGGAAAUCAAUCAGCCCUUGGGUGUUUUUUUUGGAAUAAUAUCACAUUGGUCGUUUUCAGCCGCUGCUUCUAAAAAGCUUGCGGCUGUUAUUGCCACGGCAAACACAUGCGUAUUGCAGCUAGCACAAGAAACUCCGCUAGCUGCCCUCGCUUUAGGGUAUUUAUGCACUCAGGCUGGUAUACCAGAUGGAGUGUGCAAUGUGCUUCCCACGACACAUGGUCAGAGCACUGGCAAACUUCUGUGCACUGACAAGAGAAUUCGCAAGGUUAUAUGCACCAGUCCUUAUAAUAUGCACCAGUUCGUUUUGAAUAAUCGUGCUGGAUUGAGCGACGUUGAGAAGGUCUCUUUCACAUCUCGAGGUGAGAUACCAUUCAUUAUAUCUAAUGACGCAGAUAUCUCAAAGGCGGGACGAGAUAUAAUAAACUGUAGAUUUAGGCUAUCAAACGAAUAUGGAUCUCGCAGAAGUCGAAUUUUUGUUCAUGAGUCGCUAUACAACGAGCUCGCCUCCAAAUUAGUAUCAAUGGUCGAGUCAGAUAGCCGUUUGGGAGACGGUUUUGGUCACAGUGUCACAUAUGGACCACUGUGCAGCGAAAGUGAGAUUCACAGAAUCUCGCAAUUGGUUGAAGAUGCCAAAGACAAGGCAGCUACCGUCUUAUGUGGAGGUGCGAGAGCUAGCAGCCUAGGUCCUAGAUUCUUUCGUCCUACAGUUCUCGGUAACGUUAAUGAAGAAAUGAAGAUUGUCCAACAGGACUUUUAUGAACCUAUUGCCUCCCUUACAAAAUUCAAAUCCCUCCAAGAAAUUGUGGAAAGAGUCAACAAGACACAUAUCGGAUGUGCAGCGUACUUGUAUUCUUCUGACUCUAAGAAGGCUUUCGAAUUGGCAGCUGAUCUUAAUUUCGAGGUUUUGCACAUAAAUACCGCCUUUAACCAAGAUUCUAGUGCAAAAUGUAGCAUUUCUUGCUCCUCGAAGCUGAAACUCUAUACCAAGACUGAAAUUGUGAUUUGGGAACCGUGA
Molecule: messenger RNA, 1467 nt
Organism: Lachancea meyersii CBS 8951
Lineage: Eukaryota; Fungi; Ascomycota; Saccharomycetes; Saccharomycetales; Saccharomycetaceae
Source: the annotation of a GenBank genome assembly